Messenger RNA from Podospora anserina S mat+, 237 nucleotides. RefSeq lists its product as uncharacterized. The coding region runs from base 1 to 237 and encodes 78 amino acids. Lineage: Eukaryota; Fungi; Ascomycota; Sordariomycetes; Sordariales; Podosporaceae. The record is from RefSeq and is a predicted model, not a curated record. The transcript has a single exon.
AUGGAGGGAAAUAAGUUGCAGGUUGAGGUGGAGGUUGGGAAGGAUGCUCUACCUCAGGCAAAGGAGACCUGGCAAUUUUUUAAAGCGUCUGAUUCGGAUGGAGAUGAGGAGGCAUCGAGUGAGAAAGGUGGUGACAAAAGUCCGCCGCCUGGAGAAUUGGAUGGAUCGGAGAGCGAGGGUUCGCCCGAAGAUGAUGAGCAGUUAGGGAUACAGAUGUCGCUUGAAGAAGACCAUUAA